This is a messenger RNA of Episyrphus balteatus (marmalade hoverfly), 3804 nucleotides long. RefSeq names its product UDP-glucosyltransferase 2-like. The transcript has a single exon. NCBI's taxonomy places the organism in Eukaryota, Metazoa, Arthropoda, Insecta, Diptera, Syrphidae. Bases 2811 to 3479 code for a protein of 222 amino acids. The record is from RefSeq and is a predicted model, not a curated record.
AGAAUUGUUCUCAAUUUAUCCAAUAGGCUGACUUUGAGCUAAUGGGGCCCAAAGCAAAGACUAAACUUUUCUCUAUUGUUUUUUUUUUUUUUAAGGAAAUGCAUGCAGUUUUUAUUAUUUUUACUUGCGAUAUAGGUACAGUUAAACCCGUCUUAAAAGAAACUACAAAAUGUUACAGUUACUCUUACACUUAAGCGGGUUUUUCACUUAACAGAAACCCCAUUUAAAUGAAAAGAGAUUUUUAAGGAUAACAAAAGUGUUUCAGAUAAGCGGGUACUAACCGUACUUUCCAUAUAACGGAAAUAGAAAAGUACCUUUUUUUCAAAAAUGGCUUUAACUAUUUUGAUUAAAUUUUCGCAGGUAAUGUUAUAAAAAAGACACAAAAAAUUUUCUGCACCGUUAUUAACGGUACCUUCUUGCCAUAGAAGCGUUUUUUUUUUUGUUUCCGAAUAUCUCCGAUAUGACUAACCGGAUUUCAACCAAAAUUUUUAUGCAUAAGCGUUUAAGUAAUCAUAAAAUUUUAGAAAAUUUUCAAAACACAUAAUUUUGGACGUAAAAAUAAAAUUAAAACAUUUUUUAUUUAUGAAAAAUCAAUUUUCUGAAAAGGUCUCAGUGAAAUAUUUCGAAAUUUUGUUUUUAAGUGUUAUUCAAUUAUCUCUACAAAAUGGCAUAGGUACCAUUUUUUUUUUGUUUGAAAAAUGCAAAAAAAAAUUCAUAGCUAUACAAAAAAGAGGUUGUCUCUAAAGCCCGUUUACGGACGAUGAUUUUACGUGAUAACAUCGUCAGAAAAUAGGUUGUGUGCUUUUGUUAAAAAUGAGUCAAUUGAAGCGUUUACUUUUUUCAAACAAUCAUAAUAUACAAGAAAAAGCUAAAAUAAAAUAUCUUUUUUAUUUUCUCAUUAUAUUAAUUUUUUUAUUUUAAAAGCUUACAAAACAAAAUAUGCAUUUUAAAAGCCAAGUACCUAUUCUUCUUAAGAAUAAAACCAUUUUAAAAUUUUUACAAUGCGCAAAAAGUAUAAAAAUAAUUUAUUGAAAACAAUCAUUUUCAUCAAAAAAAGCAAAAGAAAAAAAAACAUGAAUUAUUAUCUUCUCAUGUCAUUUAUUCCAUUUUGUUCCCUAACAACCUAUAAAAAAUUUUAUACCAUCUGAAAGCUUAUUGUCUUAGCUCAAAAUAUAUCGAUCAGGUCUAUGAGACAUCUACAAAAAGAGCUAGAAUUUUUUGAACUCGAUCAAAUUUCAUUAAAAAAAGCAAAAAAAAACAUUUAUUUUUAUGCUCUCACGCUAUGGAAUCAAUUUUUUUGUUUGACAACCUAUACUUAUAGCUUAUUAUUUCACCUUUCAUAUGACGUAUCAAUCUCAUUUCAAAGAUGCCUACAAGAGAAGUUAGAAUUUUUAAAAUCAACCAUGUCGAAUUUCCAGACUGAGAUUACGGUACUUCCCACACUGGUGGCUGUUCGGGGGGCAACAGAUCUCCACUGGUGUUUUGAGGUUUUUCGCAAGUUUCUUGAUUUAACAUUGUGUAGCUUGUAGUUAGUCCGUUAUGUGUGAUAUACCAAAUGUAAGGUAAUUGUAUCAGGAUGCUCAUAAAAUAAUAAAAUUUCUAUUAGCUCUUGGUCAAAAGUAAUAACCUGUUGAAUUCUAAAAUUUUAUUUUACCUUUAUCUCAAAAUUGUGUUUACAAAAAUGAAUGAAACUUCGCACACAUUUAGUCGUAGUCAUGGUCUAUCAUUAAUCCACAUACUUUAUUCCUGUAUCUAUUAAAGUAAAAAAGAUAAAAAUAAAAAACGAUGAAAAUCGGUUAAAAACGGUCAAAAAACGUGUUUUUUUAAAACUUGUUUCUUCCGUUAUUCAGUCAAAACUCACUAAACGAUUCCAAGUUUUUGAACAUGUAUGCAUUAGGCCAAAACCUAAGUUUGAGAUUUUUCGAACACUCCAAAAAAAAGCUAAAAAUCAAAAAUUACCCAAAAAUACCCCUAAAAAAUAAGGUGUUUUUCAAAAAUUCAUAUUUCGAAACGCAGAGUGUUGGAAAAAAAUCCGUAUCAGACCCCUAAUUUUUUUUUCCCUCAUCUUUCACCUGGCAUCUUUAGAAUUGUCAUACAAAAUUUCCUUUACCCAAAAUCAUCAUUUUGUCAUAGCCCCAACACGUGUACAACGUUUAAACAAAACGUUAUAGCUUAGUUUCUUAAUUAGUUUUUUUUUUAAACCGCAAUUUUCAAUUUUUUUGUCUAAAAUUUCCUUUUCAUACAAGAAAUCAGAGGGAAUACAUCGUUUUUUGACCAAACUCAUUAAAAACGGUGUUUAAUUAAUUAAAACAGAUUUAUUUUAUUUUAUUAAAAAAAAUGCUAGACAAAAUCUAAUUAUAAUUUUCGCUGAUUUUAUUUUUUUUUUUUCAUAAGAAGCUUAGUUAUUUUAAGUGGUACUUUUAACAAAUGUAAGAGAAAGUACGUGCGACCCAGUCGUCCAUUUUAUUUAUUUUUAUCCAAGUGUGACAUGUGCAACAAUUGGGACCAAUGAGCUUUUACAUACAUACAAAUUAUGUAUGUAGAAGUGUCUGUUUUCUUAUCAAUUGGAAUUUCUUCUAAACCCGUCAAAUCAACGCAAAUAAAAUUAAAUAUUCAAAAAAACUACCUUUUCUUCGACUUCUCUUUUUCUAUCUUUAAAAUAAGAUCUCAUUCAGCAUAUCCUUAUCAAAAUAUUGAAAGAUUACAAAAACUAUUUUUAAUUAGUAGAUAAAAACAAGAAUCGCAUCAAAAUUGAUGAAGUUUAAAACCAAUUUUGUAAUCAGUUUUUAAAAAUAUAUUAAACCACCAACAUGGUACCUUCGGUAAAAUUAAUUUUAAUCGGUUGUGUGUUUCUAUUGUCACAAUUUUCAAUAAGCGAUUCAGCUCGUAUCCUAGGACAUUUUAUCACUCCAAGUAAAAGUCAUCUUAUAAUUCACGAUGCCAUAAUGAGUGCUUUAGCAGAUCGUGGCCAUAAUGUUACAAUGAUAACAACAAUACCAUUUGCAACAAGAAAUCCAAAUAUUCGUCACAUUCAACUGCAACAACAUACACCUUCAAUUCAAUAUUAUAGUACACUGAUAAAUACUCGUCCGCCGUGGUAUCAUAGAGUUUACGAUAACAUUAAAAUCAUAUCAACUUAUACAAAUUUCGCUUUCAAUGAUCCGCAAAUGAAACAGUUAAUGGAUGAAGAGCCUUUCGAUUUGGUGAUACAAGGUUAUCUUUUUAAUGAUUUCCUUUUUGGUCUUAAAGCACAUUUUAAAUGUCCGAUUGUAUUGUCAUUGGUUGUGAGGCAGAUUGGUGCUAUAAAUGGAUUUGUUGGAAAUCCUCAAGAAGCUGCAUAUGUUCCUAGUUUACUGAGCGGUGAUAAACAGCCUUUGGGCUUUUUUAACAGAGUUAAAAAUUUCGUGUAUAUUAAAUUUUUGGAAGAUAUGUUGCUUUCAUCGUAUUAUGAGUGGUAUCAAUCGGAUAUUUAUAGGUAAGUUUUUUACCCUUACCAAAUCUAAUAUUUCUUGAUUUGGAAGGAAUAAAAAUUUAUUAAAACCAUUACAUAAAAAAUCUUACCAGAUUUUAUGGUUUUGCGGUAGAAUUUGUCUCUAAUUGGUACCGAAAAGAAAAGUUUAGAAAAACCGAUUCUUUAACUGCGAAAAUUUUCCAUGAACAGUUUUUGAUUUUACUGAUACACAAAUUGGGAAUUUUGUUUAUUAUUUUAUUUAUCUUUUACUGAAAAAAAUUAAUUUCUCAUUGAGAACAAUUAAUUAACUACCGACACCGGCACAUCAAGAAACAAAUGGUAAAAGUUUGAUU